Tuber melanosporum (Perigord truffle) is the source of this 229-nucleotide messenger RNA. RefSeq lists its product as uncharacterized. The record is from RefSeq and is a predicted model, not a curated record. Bases 1 to 213 code for a protein of 70 amino acids. The transcript has a single exon. NCBI's taxonomy places the organism in Eukaryota, Fungi, Ascomycota, Pezizomycetes, Pezizales, Tuberaceae.
AUGUCAGUGGUGCUGUACGGAAGCCGAGCGUUGUUGGGACAUUCGUGGUGUCCAUCUUAUUUCCUGACCCUAUUCCUUUCUUCUUUUUCUGAUAGUGUUUGGCCGUGUUAUUCCGUAUUUACGAUGUUCCGUAGUUUUAAAUGUUUUCAAAACAAGGUACUUCCUAUUACUGCUCCACCACUUUCUCCUCCAGGGUGUAAUCCACGUGUAUAAGAGGUGAUUUAACGUG